GUGCCGAGGGCGGCUGUCGAGCGCGUCGAGGCGCACCUCGCCGGGCUGCGGUUCGACCCGCUCCUGAGCAGCCUCCUCGCCAAGCUCGGGGGCGACAAGAGCGUGGGGCGGAUCAAGAGCGACGUGAGGACGCUCAGUGGGGAGGACCAGAGCCAGCUCGACGAGGACGAACGGUGGGUCUCGCGGCACUCGAUGAGCGAGGGCGCCUACAAGGCCGCCAACUGGGUCACGUCUAAGAUGUCUUCGUACGGCUUCACGUGCAAGCAGCUGUCGUACCUCCCGAACUUGUCGCCCAUGGUCGAGUGCGUCUACAACGAGUCGGCGCUCGGCGGCGACGAGGACGACAACCUGAGCGGCAAGGCCAAGGACGUCGUGUACGGCGCCAACGAGACGGUCGUCCUGAGCGCGCACUAUGACAGCCGAGGCUCUUUCGGCUACCCGACGGCGCCGGGCGCAGACGACGACGCGUCCGGCACGACGCUCGUGCUCGCCGUCGCGCGCCACAUCUACGAGCACCGCCUUCGCUUCGGCCGCAAGCUCGUCCUGUGCCUCUUCUCGGGCGAGGAGCAAGGCCUCCUGUCGUCGUCGUGGUACGCCAAGCAGCUCCGAGCGCGCGACGAGGACGUCGCCUUCAUGCUCCAGGUCGACAUGGUCGGCUUCCGCAAACCGGGCGAGCCGAUGCAGCUCGCGCGCCCGGACGUUAUCGGCCUCGAGGUCGCGGGCCACCUCGUCGGCAACUACAGCGAGCUGUACGUCCCGGAGCUCGUCGUCGGGUACACGCCCGCAUGCUGCUCGGACCACCAGUCGUUCGUGACCGAGGCCUACCCGGCGACCUGGAUCUUUGAGCGCAACGGCGCCAUCGCCGACCCGUGCUACCACGACUCGUGCGACCGGUCGGACCGGCCGGGCUACGACUUUGAGCAGAUCGCGGCGCACACAAAGGUCGCGUUCGCGACCGUGUGGGAGACGGCCGGUGGAGCGCUGCCGUGAGAGGGGAGCGUCCUCUCUCUGGUUCUAGCUCUUUCCGCGCGCAAUGAAGCCGUACAUACUCUCG
This is a messenger RNA of Rhodotorula graminis WP1, 1054 nucleotides long. RefSeq lists its product as uncharacterized. Gene Ontology annotation, molecular function: metalloexopeptidase activity. Lineage: Eukaryota; Fungi; Basidiomycota; Microbotryomycetes; Sporidiobolales; Sporidiobolaceae. The record is from RefSeq and is a predicted model, not a curated record. The transcript is spliced from 7 exons. Gene Ontology annotation, biological process: proteolysis. Bases 193 to 990 code for a protein of 265 amino acids.